Messenger RNA from Acaulospora colombiana, 1576 nucleotides. NCBI's taxonomy places the organism in Eukaryota, Fungi, Glomeromycota, Glomeromycetes, Diversisporales, Acaulosporaceae. The record is from the annotation of a GenBank genome assembly.
UUGAACCACGGCCACUUAUUCACCAUGAGCAAUCUCCAGUUCACACCAUUCACGUCUCAAGUCUCUCCUCAGCUCUGGCAUCAGCUAUCAAAACUCAAGAUUGAUGAGCUCAAACUGUCCCAGGACUCCAUCCCCCUCAAAGCCACGUACUCUGCCGGUAGAACGACCGUAGAUCGCGAAACCGGUAAAGAAAUCGGCCUGGGAUGUACUUUCAACGCCCCAUCGCCAAAUGUAGCAGUCUCGUCUGGGACUGUAGUCAACUAUAACACGAUAGAAGAGUUUAAAGCUUCAGACAAGAAGGCUCUCUUUCGCGAACUUACCGACAGGAUGUGGGAUUCUUGGGUUGGAGAUGAACCGGAUUUAAAUUCUUUCCUUCUUAUAACAUUUGCGGAUCUCAAAAAGUACAAGUUCUACUACUGGUUCGCCUUCCCUGGCUUCGUCUUUACCGAUCCAUAUACGGUACAGGGAGAUGGCCUAGUUGCCGCUGAAAGCGCUCUCGGACACGAACAACUCCAAGCUAUCGCAGCAGUCACUCCUGCACACCCAGCCGUUUUUCUACUGAAACCAAAUGGAAAGGGUGGAUAUGAAUCAUCAGCGAAAAUCAACGCUUAUACAAGUUUCUUCAAAGAUACGCCCGAAGACUCUCGUGUCGUUGGUUUCCUCGACCCGUCUUCCGACCCUCAAUCUCCAGGAUGGCCUCUUCUCAACAUACUCGCCUACCUGUUCCACCUCUCACCCAAUGUAAAGUCUCACCGCGUCCUCUGUUGGCGUGAUACCGUCGCUCCGGGAGCCGGCCAGUGGAAAUCUCGAUUCGCCACCAUUAAUGUCGGCGCUGGCUCCAUUCCGGGCACACGUCCUUCAGCCGUAGGUUGGGAGCGCAACGCACAGGGCAAGCUCGCGCCCCGUCUCGCGGACCUCGGCUCGUCCAUGGACCCAUUGCAACUCGCUGACCAGGCCCUCGGAUUGAACCUCAAAUUGAUGCGAUGGCGUAUCCUUCCUCAGCUCAACCUCGAGACGGUGGCGGAUACGAAAUGUCUCUUGUUGGGUGCUGGAACACUUGGGUGCUAUGUCGCUCGUACGUUGAUGGCUUGGGGAGUCAAAAAGAUUUCCUUUGUCGACUCGGCAAAGGUUUCCUUUUCCAAUCCGGUGCGACAGCCAUUGUUCGAGUUUGAGGACUGUCUCGAGGGUGGAAAGCCCAAAGCAGAAUGCGCGGCGGACAGACUGAAAAAGAUUUAUCCCGGUAUUGAUGCCACAGGAUACUCAAUGUCCAUUCCUAUGCCAGGACAUCCUGUCUCAAAGGAGCUCUUGGAACAAACCAAGAAGGAUGUGGAAUUGCUCGAGAAACUGAUAGGCGAGCACGACGUCGUGUUCUUGCUGAUGGACUCGCGCGAGAGUCGAUGGCUUCCCAGCGUAGUGGCUGCCUCAAAGGGCAAGAUCGUUAUGAAUGCGGCCCUUGGAUUUGACACCUUUGUGGUGAUGAGACACGGUGCUCGCGCGACUUCGUUCCCAAAGGACCAUACUGGCAUUAAACUCGGCUGCUAUUAUUGCAACGAUGUUGUAGCACCAAAAGAUGUGG